CCCAUCACUAACUGCGGUGCUCAAAAGAAAACAGUGAAAAAAGUCGAUCUCAAACAAAUCGCGAGAAAUACGGAAAAUAAAGAAAGUUGCGAUAUUCCCAGGACGCGCGAGAUGAAGGAGAACAACAAGAUUCUCCAGCUCAUCUAUGUGGCGUGGCGCGAGCGCUGGUCGGACUCCCAGUGGGGCAUCAACAUUAAAAAGGUGCUGCCAAGGGGAGUCAGUGGAGAUGUAUACAAUCUGGCGGAUUGUCUGAUGCAGCAGGCACUCAUUGGCUCGACAGCAAAUCCGUUGGUUCUUAACUACCUGAAGCACUCGCUGUGCGCACACCUCGUCUCGCAUGCCGCUGUCCUGCGCUGCAUUGCCAAAUAUGACAAAUUGGAGCGGGUCUACUGCAUCACAGCGCUUCUGGAAUUCCUGGCCAGCAUUGUGGAUGGUGUGACCUGCCGCAUCAAAUCCGAGGAGUCUGUGCUGCCCAGCUCCAUGGUCCAACUUGUCUACUGGCUGUUUCAGAUAUUUGCCAGAACCGUGCAGCACUACGAGCUGUACGGGGAGAUAAGCGCAGAGCAAUCAUACAUGCUGGAUCAGACGUGCGUGGUGAUCGAACGCCUCAGCCAGCAGCAGUUUUUGCUCUCCAUGCUGUACGUGGGUUGCCACGAAGAGCUGGAGAUUUGUGGACGGAUUCGGGAUAAGUACGCCAGCAUCAAGGGAUCGCUGACGAACUCCAAUUUCACGCUGAAUGCACCAAACGUGGAGCAGCAAUUGCAGCAGUUGGCCUACAUCGAAGCCAAGCACCUGGAUAUGCAGUCACUGAAUCCGCCACCAACUCUGGAGAAGAUCUCAUGCUGUGUGCAGCCGUUGUUGGCGGUUGAAGUGCUGCUGAAUCCCUGCAAGGACACCAGCUACUACGUGGCUGAGUUGCAGAUGUUGCAGCGUUUGAAAAGGUACUCCAACACACGCCUCUUCUACGAGAUUAUCCGCGCUGGAUUCCUUACGCUGAGCAACGUGGCGGAUACCAGUCCGGAUACAAUGUGGGGUGCUUUUAUGUUCUUCAAGAUGCCGCACAUCAUCAAGCAGUUACAUGCCCUGCAGCGGAUUCCCGGUGAGCAACCACCUCCCGCUGAUUACAUACCCGAGUUGGUUGAGGCCUUGGAGCUGCUUAUCGAGGAUAACCUGUUGCUAGACUUCAUGGACACCAAGUGCUCCUGCAAUAUGAUCGAGUUCCUGCUGAACGACUGGACCAAGCAGCAGUUGGUAAGCGAUGUCCAUGUGAAGAAGUUCGCCAGUCAGAGGGAAGCCGCCUCUCAGCUGCUUAAAAAAUGUGACAACGGCCAGCAGACUCCUUCCAAUAUCAACUUCAUCAAGCGGGCCGAAGUUCCGCUCUCCGGAGUGCUAAAAACGCUGUGCACCAACAAGGUGCAGGACAUGGUGAAUGUACUCUGCCAGGUGCCGGUGGGCAACAGCUUUGAGUUGAUCCUUUCGGUGGCUACUGUCGAAGGACGUCUCAAGACUUUCGUGUCGCGCCUGAUUCAGUGCAAUGAGAACUCCAAGCCAGUUCCAGGCGAGCUGGGCAAGCUGUGCGUCAUCCGAUCCACACUGUUCGAUGUCUCCUUCCUGAUGCUGACCAGCAUUGUGCAGACCUAUGGAUCUGAUGUGGUCUUACCCGAGCGUGGUGACUCCUUCUUCGAGAAAUGGGUGCGGGAGUGCAUGGUGGAGCGAAACAAGCUGAAGAAUCCGCGCCAAAUUCUUGCCCUCUGCGAUGACAGCAUCGUGGAUGAGCUUUUGCUCAGCUUAAGCAAACCUGAGGCAACCCAACUGAAGCCAAGCAACCUUAGUUGGCAGGAGACCUGCCUAAAUCUGCCCGGAGUGCUCCAUCACGUGCUCAUAGCUUGGGAGCAGGAGACCCUCUCUUCGGCGGAUGUAAAAAGUAUUCUGGACAAUAUAAAGCGGCGGCUUUUCAGCUUCUCCGUUUGCGCCACCAGUUUCCUCUGUGCCUACAUGUAUUCGGUAAAGGAAACAGAGCUUCUAAAGCCGCUGAACAUGAUCCAGCAGUUCCUGGCCCCAUUGACCAGCGAGGAAUUGUCCAGCCAGGAAAACGCCAAGGAGCGGCUUGCUCUGUCCUAUCAGAUCAUCAGAAAAAUGCAACACGAUGUGCAUCCCGCUCCCAACACUAAAUCCCGCCUGAUUUCACACUCCCCUCUGGUCGAGCAGUUCCGGGAGGUGUGGCGAACUGUAGUCGACGCUGGCCACCUGCCCGUUCGCGCCGCUCAGACACUGGAGUCGUUGCUGCUGGCCGGCGGAGCAGCGUGGCUGGCCACGCAGCUGGUGGAGCAACUGCUGGCCUGCAAGUACACAAGGGACAUGUCGCGAACAAUGGAUGUGGUGUUUGCCGCAAUGCACCUGGACAUCGAAAAGACCACGGAAGCCUUGCUGAUGUACGUGGUGGCUCCACUAAUGCUCCGAAGACAGGGUGAGGACAUUAAUGAACCGCAAUCCCUGGUUCUAGCACGCCUGUGUGUCUACAGUAUUAUCUCCUGCCUGGAAACCCGCAGCGGGAAUAUCUCCUCCGCUUUGACAGCCAUGAAGAAGCGAUCGCGAUCACACGAUGAGGAGGAAUUGGCGGCCAAUGCAGCCAAAGUGCGCAAGGUGAUUGGCGAUGGCAGCGACAAUUCGAGCGAUUUUACGGAUACCGCAGCCGGAGCUGGGUUGGGAGCUAUACUGGGAUCCACAUCCACCGGCGAGCUGCGAACCACGCCGAUUACAUUAAGAGAACCGCUGCAGAGAAGCGUGCAGCAUAUUUUUGGAGUAUUCUUGCAGUUCGUCAGUGGCGACGAGCUUUCGCCCAAGGCCGUAUUUGUGUAUCAGUUUAUCUCGCUGCUGGUGGAAUGCGGCGGUGAGCGGGUGGCUCCCGUGCUGCGUCUACUGCCCGCCAGCCUGGUGCAGCAGCUGCUCAAGGUCCUGGUCACCGAUGACAUACGAGUGGGCCUGAUCAGCAGACUAUAUGACUUGAGAGUCCAGACGGGAAGGCAGUCGGCGGUGGCCGAUUUGUGUCUGUGGCGGAACAUGCAGUUGGCUAGGCACAGCAUCCACCUGUGAGAGAAUUCAGGAGUGCCUCUUUGGGCUCGAAUAAGAUUAAGAGACGGGCGGGCGAAGUUGCUAAAUGAAUUGUAUUAAAAACUAGAAAUUGGUGA
Messenger RNA from Drosophila elegans, 3188 nucleotides. It is a transcript of the gene MED24, whose product is annotated as mediator of RNA polymerase II transcription subunit 24. The record is from RefSeq and is a predicted model, not a curated record. The transcript has 7 exons. Bases 112 to 3093 code for a protein of 993 amino acids. NCBI's taxonomy places the organism in Eukaryota, Metazoa, Arthropoda, Insecta, Diptera, Drosophilidae. Gene Ontology annotation, cellular component: mediator complex. Gene Ontology annotation, molecular function: transcription coregulator activity.